AUGGACCACAACGUGGCAUUUUUCAUUCUCUUGACCUGCCUGGCCGUCUCCGACAGUGUCCAGGGAACGCUACAGUUCUCAGCAAACGUCCCAGAAAACGCUCACGCGGGGAAAACCGUCACCAGUGUACGGCCGGCCAUAGGGGAAGGUCGGGAGGAAGUAAGAUGUGAAAUUGUCGCCGGAGACAAGAACAGACGCUUCCUUGUGACCAACUGUGUGAUCCAAGUGGCGCGUCCGUUAGAUUAUAACGUCGACCCGAGCUAUAACCUGACGGUAAACGUCACUAAGUCCUUCGGAAACCCCGAGCAGCUGUAUGUUGAUGUACAAGUCCAAGACGUGGAGGGAUACCCGCCUGUUUACAACGACACGUGCGAAAUGCCGACUCGGAAUGGUCCGGGGAAGUCAGGCGAUUUGAACCUAGAUAUGAAAUUGACAGCCGAGGGUAUUGCAAUGGAUGUAGGAGAGGUAUUUGUCUCAAAAUACAUUCAUUACGAAAAAGAAAGGGACCCAUUUUCGAUUUCAGAGCAGUAUAUUUUUUUCACCGAUAACGAGAAUUGUCUGGUGCAGGUGAUAUGGGAGCCAUUCAAUUCUUAUGACACCAUAACCGCUCAAUCGCUCUCGGACUCCCUAGUAGAACAAUGCGUGCAAUGUGUUAGUUCGGCAGGCGUGGCAUCCGUCGUCCAAUUCGAAAUAUUUAAAAGGUGGUCCGGAUUUAACCCAGAGGCAAAGAAUUCCCGCAAAUGUUAUCUGGGGCCCAUUCCUGAAACUGGGGGAUACUUUAUACUGGCCGGUUCAUUCGUGCUUUCUUCCAACAUCAAAAACCAUUUUACGUGCAAGCUACCAGAAGAUAUCUCAAUCUCUGUUUUUAUAAAUGAUAUGCAUCAGAAAACAAUACCUGUACGUUUAGAAUUUGAUUUCAAGCCAGUCGGAUGUCCCUCUAACAAGUACGGCGUGUUUUGUGACCAGAACUGCACCUGUGAGAACGGUGCCCGCUGCCAUGGGCUGAACGGGGCCUGCAAGUGUCAGCCUGGAUGGCAGGGUGUCGUCUGCGACAUACCUCACAGUACAGUGGUCAUCAUCGCGACCCCUGGCGACUCGACACGGAUUCACAUCACUGGCUCUGUAACGCUGCACUGCAAGGUUUUCCAUCUGGCUGCUGACAGGAUGAUGUGGACAUUUCCUAAUAAAACGGAAAAGUGGCUGCAGGGCGCUCAGGAAGAUCGUGUAAGGAUCCACAACAUACAGUCCGAACACAACGGUACCUACACCUGUACUGUGUUAACGGCAGACGGGACUGCCAUUAACGCAAGUUAUGAGCUUCAGGCCGUGGCUUGUCCUCCCAGAAAAACGGGUGAAACGUGCGAAGAGGAGUGCGUCUGUAGCCAUGGUGGCAGCUGUGACCGGUGGGCCGGCUGUGUGUGCCCGCCGGGAUGGACAGGAAACACGUGUCAGACCUCCUGCCCAGUUGGCACCUACGGACAGGGUUGCAGCAGACGGUGUCGGUGUCAGCAUGACGCCACCUGCUCCCCUACCGACGGCCGGUGUAACUGCACGGAAGGCUGGUUCGGCAGUAACUGCAGCAGGCCCUGCCCCGCAGGUCUGUACGGAUGGAAAUGUCGGCAUGUUUGUGCCUGUAAGAACAACGCCACGUGUCACAACGUGGAUGGAACCUGCGCCUGCGUGCCACCCUGGACUGGUACGAGGUGUGGCGACAUCAAAACGGACACAUACACAUACACAUUCCCGGUGUCUCUCCAGAUUGCCACACCCCUGGUACUGACUCUGCUAGUCGCUGCACUAGUUUUGUUUAUAGUCUAUAAACGGAAGAAAGCUAGACGAGCGGAACAUGAAAACAAUCUAGAGGAGACCAUGGUUGUACUGGAGCUGAGAAACAUGGAAGAAGACCUGGCGCAGAGUUUGCAGCCCGGCUGGCUCAACCGGUGGGAGAGGAACGCCGACGAUCUGACUUUGGACGAACUGGUCGGGCUGGGCGCGUUCGCACAGAUCAGAAGAGGACGGCUUCGUACGGCUGACGGUGACGUCACGGUGGCGGUCAAGUCCGUCCGCAUGGAGGACAGGCGGUGCUACCGAGCCUUCUGCCGGGAAGUCGCCGCGCUGAUAGCCGUGCACAAAAACGGUGAGGAAGAAAAUGGCGGACAUCCCAACAUCGUCAAGCUCUUUGGGGUCGUCACGAUAUCCACACCAAAGUGUAUUCUGUUGGAAUUCGCUGCAAAAGGAGAACUUUUGCUCAUUCUAAAACAACCUCGGCAGAACCAUCCUCUUGGCAGGUUUGUCCGCUAUGCCGUCCAGAUAUCCCGUGCCCUGGAGGAGCUCCGACGUCUGCGUAUCGCUCACGGGGACGUGGCCGCCCGAAACGUCCUGGUCAGCGGCGAUGACGUGGCCAAACUUGCUGACUUCGGUCUGGCCCACGACAUCUACACCGAGACUACCUACGUGCCCGCAGUCAAUGACGACGUCGACGAACUCCUGCCCCUGAAGUGGAUGGCUCUGGAGUCGCUGGAGUCUCGCGAGUUCACGUGCGAGAGCGACACGUGGUCGUUCGGCGUGCUGCUGUGGGAGAUCGCCACCUUCGGGGAGGAGCCCAGCUACCAGCGCCAGCGCCAACUGAGCUGUCCCAAGUUGGUGGGGCUCCUGAGGCAGGGGGUCCGUCUGGACAGGCCGCCCGGAUGUCCGGACAAGCUGUAUGACGUCAUGAAGUCGUGUUGGCGGGAGGAGCCGUCGGCAAGACCAGAGCCGGCAGAACUGGAGCAGAGGCUGACGGGAUGUGGCAAAGAGUUGGACCCACUUCUGGCUGUGGAUAAUUAAAUCCUGGCUUGAAUAACGAUGCAAA
Branchiostoma floridae (Florida lancelet) is the source of this 2851-nucleotide messenger RNA. Its product is annotated as tyrosine-protein kinase receptor Tie-1-like. Gene Ontology annotation, molecular function: ATP binding; calcium ion binding; transmembrane receptor protein tyrosine kinase activity. The coding region runs from base 1 to 2826 and encodes 941 amino acids. Lineage: Eukaryota; Metazoa; Chordata; Leptocardii; Amphioxiformes; Branchiostomatidae. Gene Ontology annotation, cellular component: membrane; signaling receptor complex. Gene Ontology annotation, biological process: positive regulation of kinase activity; protein phosphorylation; multicellular organism development. The transcript has a single exon. The record is from RefSeq and is a predicted model, not a curated record.